Molecule: messenger RNA, 1272 nt
Organism: Microthlaspi erraticum
Lineage: Eukaryota; Viridiplantae; Streptophyta; Magnoliopsida; Brassicales; Brassicaceae
Source: the annotation of a GenBank genome assembly
AUGCAGGACAAGAAGCCAAUUGCUUUCUUUAGUGAAAAGCUUGGAGGAGCCACUCUCAACUAUCCAACCUAUGACAAGGAACUCUAUGCCUUGGUCCGCGCCCUGCAAACUUGGCAACACUACCUCUGGCCAAAGGAGUUUGUCAUCCACACAGACCAUGAAUCUCUCAAACAUCUCAAGGGCCAACAAAAGCUCAACAAAAGGCAUGCCAGGUGGGUUGAAUUCAUUGAGACAUUCCCAUAUGUCAUCAAGUACAAAAAAGGUAAGGACAAUGUUGUAGCCGACGCAUUGUCCAGGAGGUACACUCUUCUCUCAACUCUUGAUGCUAAACUCUUGGGCUUUGAACAGAUAAAAGACUUGUAUGCUUCUGAUUCUGAUUUUGCUGAGAUUUACAAGUCUUGUUCUAAAUUUGCUUUUGGCCGAUACUUUAGACAAGAUGGGUUUCUCUUCUAUGAGAACCGCCUUUGUGUGCCUAAUUGUUCUUUGAGGGAUUUGUUUGUCAGGGAAGCACAUGGAGGAGGCUUGAUGGGACACUUUGGUGUGGCCAAAACACUUCAAGUCAUGAGGGAUCAUUUUCAUUGGCCGCACAUGAUCAGAGAUGUGGAGAGGAUUUGUUCUAGAUGUGCAACUUGUAAACAAUCCAAAUCUAAGGUUCAACCUCACGGUUUGUACACUCCUCUCCCUAUUCCAUCUCAUCCCUGGACUGAUAUAUCCAUGGAUUUUGUGCUUGGAUUGCCUAGGACUAGAACUGGAAAAGAUUCUAUCUUUGUGAUAGUUGAUAGGUUCUCAAAAAUGGCUCAUUUUGUGGCAUGUCGUAAAACUGAUGAUGCAUCUCAUGUAGCUGCUCUGUUCUUUAAAGAGAUUGUUAGAUUGCAUGGCAUGCCGCGCACCAUUGUCUCUGAUCGUGAUACAAAGUUCCUGAGUUAUUUUUGGAAAACUUUGUGGUCUAAGUUGGGUACUAAGCUUUUAUUUUCUACUACUUGUCACCCUCAAACUGAUGGCCAAACUGAAGUUGUUAAUAGGACUCUUGGAACUUUGUUGCGCGCCUUGAUUAAAAAGAAUCUUAAAAGCUGGGAUGAUUGUUUGCCACAUAUUGAGUUUGCAUAUAACCAUGCUGUGCAUUCUGCUUCUAAGUUUUCUCCAUUUGAAAUUGUUUAUGGGUUUAAGCCCAUCUCUCCUUUGGAUUUGAUGCCUUUGCCUUUGAGUGAAAGAUUAAGCACAGAUGGAAAGCAUAAGGCAGAGACAGUCAAGAGGAUCCAUGAGCAGGCCUAG